This is a messenger RNA of Ustilago hordei, 111 nucleotides long. RefSeq lists its product as uncharacterized. The coding region runs from base 1 to 111 and encodes 36 amino acids. The record is from RefSeq and is a predicted model, not a curated record. Lineage: Eukaryota; Fungi; Basidiomycota; Ustilaginomycetes; Ustilaginales; Ustilaginaceae. The transcript has a single exon.
AUGUCGAUGCAAGAGACAGUAGAGAAGGUGCUCGACGCCGCCACUGCCGACCUUUCACAGCCUAUGGCUGUACCCGGUGCUGUGGUGUACAUUGCAGACAAGACCGGUUAG